Hyaloscypha bicolor E is the source of this 1922-nucleotide messenger RNA. RefSeq lists its product as uncharacterized. The coding region runs from base 377 to 1822 and encodes 481 amino acids. The transcript has 5 exons. The record is from RefSeq and is a predicted model, not a curated record. NCBI's taxonomy places the organism in Eukaryota, Fungi, Ascomycota, Leotiomycetes, Helotiales, Hyaloscyphaceae.
GCCGCCUACCAUCCCGCGCCACGGCCGCUCUCGUGACUACAUGCCUAGUCUUUUUCAACGUGCGCUGGGAGCUAAUCGCUUAGGGUGGUCCGACCGCACGAUAAUUUUUGAACUUCUUGGGAGAAGAUAAGGUGGUGCGCGGAGCGAUUGGUGGCCUGACCUCGUAAGGACAAAAACGCACACACCUGGGUCAUUAGGCACAGCCUUGCCGGAAUGACAAAACUUCGACUGAACCACUUGGGGAUUAUCUGAUGAUUGAGCGACUAUUCCUUUAGAGCACCCACCUACAGGCCACUUUCACCACGCUAUUUAAGUGUACUCAACGCCUCCUUCUUGGUUCCAUCACGUCGAACCCCGAAUCCAGUAUCCUUAGAGGAUGGACUCGACUGGUCAUACACAAAGAUCUCUUCUCGAUCCUACUCUUCUCAAUCAAAGGGAAUCCCAAUAUGCUAUCCCUGAGCUACAUACAGGUGCCUUAGAAACCUUUGAUCGCCCAACCAUCCUGGGUCCAGAAGCUUCUCCAAUCGAUUUCCAUAGUCUCGGUCCAUUAGAGCCUCAAUAUGCCAUCCAGCGGUUCCCAGCACAUUCUUCGGUCUUUCACGAUAGCCUGACAUAUGGAGACAUGCAAAUGCCUACUACUGAUUUCAGCACUGUUGGUAACAUACAGACCCAAGAGGUCCCUACUAUCACGGAGGAUAUACUGGACCGUUGGAGUUACAUCGCGACAAUUGGGGAUACGAUGGAGUGGGAGCCUGAUCCGCCACCGAAACGAAAAAGGAUCCACCGGAGCUUUUCCUCCUCUUCUGAAAUGACUGCACAAGUCCGGAAAAUAGCAGCUUGUAUGAGGUGCCGUACGCAGAGAAUACGGUGUCACACUAACCCAGAAAACGUUUACGGCGAAUGUCUCACAUGCGAGCAAAUUUCAUCCAAGUCUUUCUUCAAACUCCCGUGCCUACGGUAUACAGUCAGCGACUCCCAUUUAUCGUGGGCGGCCAAAGAUCCCCCAGCCGAUGUCCUUGUACUCGCUCAAGACUCUCGCUCGCUGAGUCGGUAUAUCGCUGAGUCUUCGACGGACUAUGUAAAUACAUUCAUGAAGGCAAAGGACAGCAUUACCCGAGCUGUAUUCUCAUUAGCAUGUGGUCGAUGGGCUCCGGCAACCGAAAGUCUAGUGCAAGUUUCGCUGCGUUUAUGGACUGUCACCCGUCUUACUGAAGGCAAUCACUCCAAUGACGACACCCUAGUGGAGAAUGCGACACCGGUACCAGGGGCGCAAGAGGCGGAACCUAUGGUUGAGGACAUUGAUACGUUGACUUGCAAUGAGGUUCUUGAUAAACAGACCCAGAAACUCGUCCUAGCUACAGGGAAGCAGCUACAGACUCUGCAUCAGCAGAACCGUCCAGAGAAUUGGCUAGCUCUGUUCAUUACAUCUUAUGUUCUGCUCCAUAAUCUUGAAGCAAUAAUUAAGAGAGAGAGGGAUCAUGCACGUCGCAUUCGUCACAAACGAUGUUAUUCAGACAUAGAAGUCAUAAACGGUUGCCAUAUUAGCUCGAAGACAAUUCUCGCAUAUUUCCAUUAUUGCUGUAAAGGCACAGAUCCUUUCUCCGACGCGAAAUUAUUUGAAAAUGUCAAAACGCUCAGCGUAAAGGAACGUGCUUUUAUGGAUUUCCUUGCGGCAGAACUUCGAACCAAAAGAGAAGAACUUGUUGCUGUCUCUAAUUCGCACGAGUAUGAUCAGGACUUUUGGUUGAUUGGUCAGCUGUUUGAUAAGAGGUGGGCGCCGAGGACAACGUUGGAAACUGCAUUGCCCCAGACUACUUGCUGAAGGGGACUUGUGCCCUUCUCUGACACUGGAGCAGAGUAUCUACAGCUUAGUAUGUAUUGUGCCAUAAUUCUCGACCAUUUGACUUGUUCUAUACUAUAAC